Necator americanus (New World hookworm) is the source of this 1092-nucleotide messenger RNA. RefSeq lists its product as uncharacterized. The transcript has 10 exons. The record is from RefSeq and is a predicted model, not a curated record. Gene Ontology annotation, molecular function: serine-type endopeptidase activity. Lineage: Eukaryota; Metazoa; Nematoda; Chromadorea; Rhabditida; Ancylostomatidae. Bases 1 to 1092 code for a protein of 363 amino acids.
AUGCUCGCUACCUUUGUUCUGUUCGCAUUGAUUCAAGGCAUUUUGCCUACAAGAGGAGAUGUUCGGAGGAUUGCGAAGAAUCCCAUCAACUCUGGGAAACUCGCUUACACUGGAUGUCCUGAAAAUAACGAUUUUUACUAUGAGGGCGUGAUUUCUUCUCCGUACUAUCCGAAUCAGUAUCCACCGAACACAGAAUGUUACUACUAUAUAACCGCAGAACCUGGCAAGUUAUUGAGGUUCAAUUUCACACAUUUUGACUUGGAAUCAUGCUGUGAUUAUGUUACAAUCUAUGAUGGAAGAGAUCAAAGGAGCCCGAAGCUAGUACAAUUCGGCGGUCCAAACACUGGAAUACUCGUUCCGAAUGGGACCUAUACGACAACUCAGAGAUACGCUCUGGUCACCUUUCAGUCUGAUCCUAUUGUUCAACAAACAGGAUUCCAAUUUAUAUACGAUUCAGUGUACACUGCGAGUCCAUGCGAUCGAGAUAUCGUACUAAUGCUGAGCGGUUUCUCAACAGUCGGUACACAGGACAACUUUGUCAAACAACUGCAGUUUGUAGCCAACGUUCUGACUCCAACAUGGAAUGUUGCUCUAAACAAAAUUAGAGUUGUAAUCAAUCUUAUGGUAAGCGCUGACUACGCUCUUGCCUGGGCUGCUGAUGAUGUGCCGGACAACCAAAAACUCACUCAAACAAUUCUAGGAAUGACAAAAUAUAUCCCUGAUGUCACUCAGAACAACAAGACCGAUCUCUCAUGUAUCUUCCAAUACGCUCAGCUAGAUGUUGGUCCUGAUUCUAGUGAAAAUAUGGAGAGAGAAGGCAUCAGCAAGGUCGUUAUCGCGUUUGUUCCACAGAAUCCAAACGACGACCAGGAUUUCUUCGAAGCUAAAGAGUUUGCACACACUAUUCAUAACGUGGAUGACACUAAACUGAUUUUGGUUGCAAUGGGAAGGAAUCUUGACGUUCCACGACUUGGUCAAUUGAGCUAUGGUAGCGGGUUCACUUUAUCCGCCGACUAUGACAGUCUAUCUAGUUUGGUCCCAGCCCUGAAUAAGGCCAUUUGUGCGGAUCUAUCUACCUCCUGUGGUGCAUAA